This is a messenger RNA of Polyodon spathula (Mississippi paddlefish), 4982 nucleotides long. RefSeq lists its product as uncharacterized. The transcript is spliced from 11 exons. Gene Ontology annotation, molecular function: protein binding. The record is from RefSeq and is a predicted model, not a curated record. NCBI's taxonomy places the organism in Eukaryota, Metazoa, Chordata, Actinopteri, Acipenseriformes, Polyodontidae. The coding region runs from base 108 to 1094 and encodes 328 amino acids.
ACUGUGCGUUUCUGUGUGGGUGUACGGUCCACCACAAGAAAAGCUGUAGGGUAUUAAUCAGAUACAUAUUUAUAUUUCUAUGAGAACAAGCAGCAGCAGUGAUCACAAUGACUCCAAUUAAAAUAUCUGAAGUUGUGGAGAUUCAGGAAAAGGCCCAGUGCUUUCUACAACAAGCUAUAGCAAACGAACGUUCCCGAUGGUGGAAGAAGGUUGUAGGUAAUUAUUCUGACUUGUUUAAAUUACUCGACAGAAGAAGUCUCCCAGUUACUUUUAAGCCUGGGCCACACUAUGCACAACUGAAUGGCUGUCUGUCUGGCUGUCAUUCCAGUUCCUGCCUUCACACGCCAUUAUUUACAAGGAGAGCAUAUGCAUAUGCAAAAUGUGGGGAGUUGAAGAAUGCCCUGAAAGAUGCUGAAAAGGCUGUUGUUUUAGACAGUUUCAAUCCUGCUGUUUACUGUGUAAGAGCUCUGGUCUUCAGUACUAUGGGAGAAAUGAAGAUGGCUAUGCAGGAUUUAAACUGUGCUCUUAAACUGAACCCUUCACAUGCCUGCACACUGAUAUUACGAGGGACACUCACAGGACUAUUGGCAGAAAGCAGUUGCAAUGCAUUUGAUAUGAAGAACAAAGAUCACAAGAAGGCUCUGGAAAUGCAACGGGACGCAUAUGUUUUCCAGGAUUUGGUGGAUUUCAAAAGCCCAAAAAUCAAUGAAUUCUACAACAGGUUCUUGUGGUGUUUGAAUGUUCCCCACACUGUGAUUGAGUUGGACUUGUUGUCUGGAUCUUCUUUCAAUACCAGCCUCCCAGGAAGACCCAACGGAACACCUUCUGCUUUGGUAUUAAACAAGACUCCAAAAAAUAGCUACAAUCACAGCCAGCAGAGGGACCCAUUUCGCUGUGGCACACCUGCCUGUUACCGUGACGAUAGUAGAGUGGAAAGAAGAUCAGCUUACGGAUCAGCACUGAGGAAGUAUUCGGCAGACAUGAAAGGCAAUGCACUAUUAACAGAACCUUAUUUUUGGGAAAACACAUUUUUUUCCUUUAAUUGUUCUUUAAUUCUUUACAUUUGCUUCCAGUCACUAAUGAAACUGCAAUGACAGUGGCAGACAUAAUUUAAGUAAACUGAAAUUAACAACAGAGUGUAGAGAAAUCUCCACACCAGAAGGGCCCCUUUGGCGUUGAAAUGAAUCCCUCGUACUUGUUUCAUUAUUGAGACAACAAAAGGCGUUUGUACAUUGGUACUGAAUGGAUAUCCAAAAGUGUUUAAUGCACAAGUGUUUGAUACCAAAAGCAGAACAGUGCACUGCAGUGGAAUUUAGAACGCAUAAUACCAUAUCACAAGUUUCUCAGAAUAAUACAAAGAAGAAUUGGGAAAAAAAAGAGAUCCACAACCGUCUCGUCAAUGACCAACUAUUCCAAUAGGAGAGCUAAAGAAAACCCUUAACUAGCACAACACAUAUCGGAGCAUGUAAAAACAAUUAAUAUUGGGACCUAUAUUACGGUAUAGUAAAUCAUAAUAAAGUAAACACAAGCAAUGCUAAACUGAUUAGGUUAAUUAAAAGAAAUGAUGACUGGGAGUUUAGAUGGUUCAGUGUGGGAGGUACGGUUUCUUGUAGUAUAUAUGAUGAAACGUUGAGCUUAUUUGCUCUGCAGCUUAUGAAUAAUAAUAUUGUUUUCUGCCAGUGCUAAAUCCACAUGAGAAUGGGGCCGUUUAGAUAAUUUGUAUCCAUUUAAAAAUAGAUAUAAAUCACAUUACUAUCCAUUUCAUUGAUAUCAGACCCUUUUUACUAUGUUUUGAACUUCAAAUAGCUGACUGUAACACAUGACUUGUUUCUUGGAAUCAGCUGCUAACAAUGUCUGAUGAAAAUAUUUUAAACCGCCUGUGAUGCAGAGGAAUGUUUAACAAAAACAAAAAUCUUUAAUAAUCUGGCAUGGCUCAUACUGCCUAAUAUAGUACUCAGUUGCCAUGGAUUGGUAUGUAUUUCUAAGAUGCAUGAAGGCAGCCACUCUACAGGAAGUGCAGCCAGUGGACAUGCCAUGGGGAAUGGUGAUCGCAUCAAAGCUGUCAGCACCUCCCAGUGUGACACUGCUCACUGCCUAAAGAAAUGCUGAGGAGUGGAAGUAAACAAUAAAUCGGUUGAAAACUUCUGUCAAUCCUGCUGCCCUAGCUGGAGGCCGGCAGCAUGCUGUGGGUGUAAACCACUAUGGAACACCCCAGGGGCCUGGUUUAGAACAUUCACAUAUUACUGACCAUGUCUUAUGGGAGAGCAAUACCCUGCACCAACCAGAACUCACAACAUGCCACUUUAAAUCAGUGCAUAGCAGUCAUUUUUGUUUUUCAACAUAAUAUAAAGAAAUAAAGAGACAGAGUAAAAAAAAGUUUUACAAACAAGAAAGAUAGAAGUCCAAAUCUGAGUUGUCUUAGGAUGUGGUCAAUACUUAUUAAAGGCAAUUACAGUCAACAGUCUUUCAGGGAAGGGCCAACAGUACCCCAAAUCGAACAAAUACCUGCAAACUGCAAGGCCCUGUGAAUUGUGUUACAGUGAAAAUUUACAACAGUAUACAUUUUAAAGGCCUUGUCAAAACACACAAAAAAGAGAUUGACAAGGAGUUUUUAUCAAAACAUUUUUGCAAACGUAUUCAUAAGUUUCUUCCUAGUCCUGCUGUGUAUCUUAUGAUUGAGUGUUAAAGGUUACAGAUGUAACUAUCUGUAUUCUGUCUCUAAUGUGAUUUGUAGAUACUGGGAUAUCUGACAGAAUUCUUCAGUUGACCAAAAGAGCUGCUGCUUGGUCUGAACGACGUGCGGCUUCAACUUCUGCUUACAUGGAAUUUCAGACCAACACAAAACCAGAACCUGUGGCAUCUUUAAGAAGGGGAACCGGCUCUUCCGUGCAGCAACUAAGGAAACAGGAAGUUCAGUCAAAGAUAUUAUCUGAAGUGGGCAUAACAGUUUUUCAAGCUGUUAAUCUCUGUGAUGCUCCAAGGAUGUAUUAUAAACCUUGGAAAGGAGAUAAGCUUCCAGUUACUGAGUUGCCUAUAAAGCUACCAAUGAAAGUGUUUAAGGUCUGAGCAAUUACUUGUAGACAGAAAUGUUGGAAUUGUGUUCAUUGCUAAAUAUGGUCUACAGUGUCCUAUGUACUGGACUUUUCUAUAUGUCCGUAUAAAAAGUUUUGAUCAUUAUUAGUCCACGUUGAAAAAUAAUUCAACUCCGUGUAACAACUACAUAUUUUGAAAAACAUAAAUAAGAAAAGAUACAUUUUGAAAGUUUGUUUCCUGACAGCUGAAACAAUUAGAAUCCCAAGACACACGACUUCACAAAAAACAUAGGUACGUGUUGAUGAAUAGAAGGAAUUGUUAAAUUUGCAGUAUCAUGGCACCCCCAGUGGACAGAGAAGAUCCCUGCCCUUUUUUAACAUGAAUCACACAGGCUGAUCACCCAAGCAUUGCAAUGAAAAAUGCAUCCCAACAAGAAUUAGUAUAAGCGAGCAGUAAUACACGCCAAGGGUGUUCAAAUAUUGUCCAAUAUCAUGUCUACGGGUGUUCGGCAUUAACCAAAGGCUGUUAAACAGUCUAGGGUGCAGAUUUUUGACCAUAUUUGAACACCCUGGAGUGUGGUAUUGCUCUUGUAAAGAACGACAGCUGUGUGCAUGAGUAUGUGUGUGAAAUGCAGGCAUAGCUAGAAGAAAGGAUGUAUCUGAAUGACUGUGCUGAUCCAGAUCAAGAGAAUAGCAAAUGUCCCGGUGUAGAAUAAGAAAACAAAUGCAUUUAAUUUUAACUUACCUGAACUACAUAAAGACAAUUUAAUUGCAUUAAAAAAUAUAGACUAAAACUUAGUUAGGCAGAACAGACUCAAUCAAAGGAAAGAAAAACAAAAUCUUGAAGCAGAUACAGAUUUGCGGUUAAAUGUCCUGAUUCAAGAUUUUGUAAGGAAACAAUAUAUUCAGUGACGACAUCCCAGUUCAAAUUGGGAAACAAAAAGCUGAUAGAAACACUGUUAAUCUGUUACGAAAAGAAAAAAAAAUAAUAAUACAACAUUAACGGCACAAACAUAUACAGGGGUUUAGACAAAAAAAAGAAAUGCCUGCAGUAAUGUUGAACACAUGUUUAAGCAGGAUGUUCCUUGUAACUGACUCCUUUAACGUGAUGUUUUCUGUUUCAUAUAAUUUAACUAUAUCCCUGUUUCAAGUCAGACAUAUCUUUGAGUCAGUUGGCCCGUUUAUUUUCACUUUGGCACCCAUACAGUGUAAUGUUAAUUUUACAGCUCUAUAAAUGGUUACAGCUAGACAGCAAGAAUGUGGCGUAAGUGUUAUUAUUUCCACAAAGGAAACCCGAGGUUUGCAUGGGUAAGAGCCAGCAGCAGAAGAAGAGUACCCCUCUAGGCCUAGCAUUGUACUUUAGGAAGAACAGAAAACCCUCUGCUGUCUAGUUUCUCUGUGGCGUCAGCUGCAGACCUCUGUCUGCAAGUGCAUUUCCUGUUGCUUAAUUCCCCACAGUUCAAAUGAAAUGUACAGUAUCUAAGUGGGGCACACACACAUUAAUUGCUUUGCUCUAGGCAUGCGCUAGAUGUUAAGCUGUGUUUGUUUGUUUUUUUUUUUUUAUCACAGUGUUUCAUGUAAAUUGAUUGUGGCCAUGCACAUAGGUUUUCCUUGCUUCCUUCUACAGGGACACAUGACAGGCACUGCUUCUUGAAAGUGCCAAAUGAUCUGGAAUAAUCCUUCCUGAGGCCAGUGCUUCCCUUGUCACCAUGGAGUGAAAACAAAUGUACUGCUGCUGAGCCAUGUCUCUGUUAUACAACAUGCUGGUAAUCCUGGCCAUGUUGUUUAUGACUUUGGUUUAGGCAAGUACAGUAUAUAGAUCCUUAAAGAGCAACUGAUACAAAUAGGAAAUAUAUCAGAUAUCUUAACUAAGGUAUUCUUCUUCUUGUUUGACAUCACUUUGUAUUAUUUUCAAUUAGUUGGUGACUUUUUUUGUUCUUAAUCAUUAAC